Pteronotus mesoamericanus is the source of this 528-nucleotide messenger RNA. RefSeq names its product taste 2 receptor member 4 (gene TAS2R4). NCBI's taxonomy places the organism in Eukaryota, Metazoa, Chordata, Mammalia, Chiroptera, Mormoopidae. Gene Ontology annotation, cellular component: membrane. The record is from RefSeq and is a predicted model, not a curated record. The transcript has 2 exons. The coding region runs from base 1 to 528 and encodes 175 amino acids. Gene Ontology annotation, biological process: G protein-coupled receptor signaling pathway; detection of chemical stimulus involved in sensory perception of bitter taste; sensory perception of taste. Gene Ontology annotation, molecular function: bitter taste receptor activity; G protein-coupled receptor activity.
AUGCUCGAAAUACUCCUUGCUGUUAUUGUCUCCACAGCCUUGAAUUUUGUGGGACUCAUUGUGAAUCUGUUCAUUGCAGUGAUCACCUACAAGACUUGGGUGAAAAACCACCGCAUCUCUUCUUCUGAUAAGAUCCUGUUCAGCUUGGGCAUCAGCAGAUGUCUAAUGCUGGGACUGUCUCUACUGGCCCUCUUCUACUUCAUCUUCCCAAGUGCCGGAAGGAGACACAUACAGACGAUGCAGAGAAACGCCAGCGGCUUUUGGAAUCCCCAGACCGAAGCUCACAUGGGCGCCGUGAAGCUGAUGGUGUAUUCCCUCCUCCUGUACAUCCCGUACUCCGUGGCUGCCCUGUCCCUCCACCUCCACUCUUCCGUAGAGAUGGAUGUGGGAACCAGAUCCUUGUGUGUGGUGAUCUCUGCUGUUUACCACCCAGGACAUUCUGUUCUCAUUAUUCUCACACAUCCUAAACUGAAAACAAAAGCAGAGAAGGUUCUGUGUUUCAACAAAUGGUGGAAUAUUAGGGGUUAA